UCACAGCUGUCUGAAUUCUCAUGAAUAUUAUCACACAGACGUGGGAGGUGACACGACUGAGAUCAAAUCUAGGAAACAUUUCAGUUGGUUGUUCUGUCUUCUACUUAAACACGAGGAUGACACCACACAGAAAGUUAAUACAGUUGAGAAGCUGAAUGUCAGAUGUCUACGUUAAAAUGUUAUUAAGGUCUCAGGAUGGAAACAUCACACCGUCUGAGAACAUGUUAAUCACAGCGAUGAGCCGAGUUUGCCUGACCCGCGAAGUCAAAACCAAACCGCUCGUGUUGUUUGUGUUCAGACUGGAUUGACGUGGUCGUUUAUUUUUACACUUUCGUGGGCAACCAAAAAAAAAACUCAGCGUGGUGACAGACCAGUCAGAUCAAACUGUUCCCUCCCAUCUCGCUGUUCCCCUCAAGAUUAAUCAUCCUGUGCUGCAAUCUAAAUUAACGGCUGUUUCAGGUGGAUUUGCGAGACGAUGCUGAUCAUAUUUUGCGUAGCUCUCGUGUUCACCGCUGGCCGAUGCACGGCUGACAGAAGCUUUGUCAACAAGACCGUUGGUGUUGGAGAAGAUGUGACUCUAACAUGUCGCCGCCAGUCCAGUUUGUCAGGAGUCUUAUUUUGGAUUCGACUCGUUGUAGGAAGUUUCCCUGAAGUUGCAGCAGCUACGUAUACUUUUGAUGGUUCCAGCGUUCAUACGAGCUCUCGCUUUAAAGCCAAACAAGAGCCUGGAACAUUUGUUCUAUAUAUUACCAAAGCAGAGCUGAGUGAUGCUGCAUUCUACUACUGUCAACAAGUUAUUGAACUACGAGCCACAUUUCUGAAUAAAACCUUUCUGAACAUCACAGAACCUGAAGUCACUGCCAUCACUCAAGACUCUCUGUCUGCUCCGGUCCGUCCAGGAGACUCGGUGACUCUGCAGUGUUCAGUCCUCUGUGAAACGUGUCCAGGAGGACACAGUGUGUUCUGGUUCAGAGCCGGAUCGGAUGAAUCUGAUCUCGGUGUAAUUCACAGUCACGGCGGUGCUGAAUGUGAGACGAGUCUCGAGGCUCGAUCUCCACAGAAAUGCAUCUACAGCUUCUCUAAGAACGUCAGCUCGUCUGAUGCCGGGACUUAUUACUGCGCUGUGGCCACAUGUGGGAAGGUUUUAUUUGGAAAUGGAACAAAACUGGACACUGAAGCUAACGUGAAGGUGUCGGGUCGUUCUCAGAGGACCAGUACAGUUCUGGCUCUGCUGUGUUCGGCUCUGGCUUUAAGUCUGCUUGUUAUAGCCUCACUGACGUACGCUGUCAGGAAGAAGAGGUGCCAUUGUUGUAAAGCUGCUGCUGCUGUCCUGCAGACAAAAGCUGCAUCAACCACUGAUGAUCAACACAGUCAGCGGACAGAUGAAGACUCUUUGAUUUAUGCUGCACCAAACUUCAUCAGUAACAGCAGCAGGAGUGUCAGGAGAGCUGCAAGUGCAACCGAGGCAGAAAUCAUCUACUCUGUUGUCAGGCAGUGCACCUGUUAUAUCUCAUCACCUUUACUCUCUGAAAACCCAACAAGGAUCCCAAACAGAGACAACAUCAAGAUGAUCUGUUUAUGGAUCAUGUCGCUUCUUCUCCAUCAAGCAUAUGCAUUGAUCCCAGUGACCACAGUUCACCUUGGCGAGUCUGUGACCUUCUCAUGUUUUUUCCCCGAUUUGGACUACAGCAAUACCCGAGUCAAGUGGUACAAACAGAGUGUUGGUGAUACUCUGAAGUUGAUAAUUACGCUGAUGAAAGCGAGUGAAAAUACUGCAUUUGAAAGAGGAUUUCCUUCCUCACGAUUUGCGACGAGCCACAACUCAACCACGAGCACUCUGACCAUCUCAGAGACGAUGGAAGAGGACGAGGCAGCGUAUCACUGCGGCGUCUCAACCUGGAACCAGGAUCUGUGGAGUGGCACGUAUCUGUCUGUUAAAGGAAACACUCGGGGGAUGACGGACUACACCGUCGUUCAGUCGGCGACGGCGUCUGAUCCCGCUCAGCCAGGAGACUCUGUGACGCUCACGUGUUCGCUCUUCUCUGACUCUGUGAAGACGUCCUGCGGCGACGAACACAGCGUGCUCUGGUUCAGAGUCGGAUCAGAGAAAUCUCACCCAAACAUCAUCUACGCUGAAGGAAAUAGACGUGAUGGAUGUGACAAGAAACCUGACGCACGUUCUCCUGCAAUGAGCUGCUUUUAUAGCUUCUCUAAGACCGUCAGCUCCUCUGACGCCGGGACUUACUACUGCGCUGUGGCCUCGUGUGGGGAGAUAUUAUUUGGAAAUGGAACAAAACUAGACAUUGAAGGAAGCAGCUUGCGGUGUGAUCCGGGGUACAGUAUAGUUCUGUUCCUGUUGUGUGCCGUCGUGGUUACAAGUGUGAUUGUUCUAGCCGUCCUCAUUUACACCAUCAAGGGAAACAAGUGUGAUUAUUGCAAUAAAGCUGUUUCCCUGCAGGAACGUGUUAUACAAAGAAAUUUAAAGAGAGGCAACGCUGGGAUUCAUUCUGCUGCCGUCUUCACGAUGAUGAAAACUGGCAGUGGUGGAACGAGGGAUGCAAAUGCAGUGGACAGAAAGAGGAUCUACGCUGCUGUCAAGGCUUUUGGGUUGGAUCAGUAAAUUCACAGUGGCGUCAUGCUGUGACGG
Molecule: messenger RNA, 2647 nt
Organism: Acanthopagrus latus (yellowfin seabream)
Lineage: Eukaryota; Metazoa; Chordata; Actinopteri; Spariformes; Sparidae
Exons: 12
Coding region: 476-2620 (714 amino acids)
Biological process (GO): response to bacterium
Source: RefSeq, a predicted model, not a curated record